AUGCCACCACGCAAGACCAAAUCUGACGCCAAAUCUUUCUAUUCAGACGAAAUGAUAACUAAAUCUACACGACGGAGCCAGCCAGCCCGCAGGGCCACAGGAAAAAAGAGUCCCUACUUCGAAAGCUCAUCGCCUGAGCCGCAGGAGCCCGCGAACGCGAGGCCGAAAAAGAGAGAUAGGAGUCCAAUUGAUAUGGUUUCUUCAUCCGGUUCUACCAAAAGAUUGAAAAGGCCAGAAGAGAUUUUUAUACCUAUCAGACAAGCUAGCCCUGGGGACACCGAGUACCAUCCACAUAAGAUUCAUCCCAAUACUUUGGAUUUUUUGAAGGCUCUAGCAAAGAACAAUGAUCGCACAUGGUUUAACGAAAAUAACGGCCUGUUCAAGGGCGCCAAAUCCGAUUUCGAGUCGUUUAUUGAAAAUUUGAGCAAGUCAAUUAUUGCUGAAGUGGAUGAUACAAUUCCGGAACUACCACUAAAAGAUUUGAUUUUUCGGAUCUAUAGAGAUAUCCGAUUCAGUAACGAUCGAACGCCUUACAAGACCCAUUUCUCUGCUGCAUGGUCGCGGACGGGCAAAAGGGUCCUUACGCAUGCUAUUUCUUGUCAUUACAGCCCGGAAACUCAUUCAUAG
Morchella importuna is the source of this 627-nucleotide messenger RNA. RefSeq lists its product as uncharacterized. The transcript is spliced from 6 exons. The record is from RefSeq and is a predicted model, not a curated record. Lineage: Eukaryota; Fungi; Ascomycota; Pezizomycetes; Pezizales; Morchellaceae. Bases 1 to 627 code for a protein of 208 amino acids.